Messenger RNA from Lytechinus pictus (painted urchin), 6871 nucleotides. Its product is annotated as serine/threonine-protein kinase PINK1, mitochondrial-like. NCBI's taxonomy places the organism in Eukaryota, Metazoa, Echinodermata, Echinoidea, Temnopleuroida, Toxopneustidae. The coding region runs from base 373 to 2325 and encodes 650 amino acids. Gene Ontology annotation, biological process: regulation of apoptotic process; autophagy of mitochondrion; protein phosphorylation. The transcript has 9 exons. Gene Ontology annotation, cellular component: mitochondrion. The record is from RefSeq and is a predicted model, not a curated record. Gene Ontology annotation, molecular function: ATP binding; protein serine/threonine kinase activity.
GAAUAUGAAGGAAAAAUAUAAAAGACAUUGUAAUGACUAAUAUAUUAAAAUUUAACAAAAAUUAAACCCAAAGAUAUUUUAUUCAAAACUAUUUUGAUGUUUCAUAAGUCUUGAGAGGGAAUGUCCAUGAACCCAGUAAUCGAAAAUGAAAAAUUAGACUCGUAAUUUAGACCAUGCAGUUAGCUUUAUCCAACUCUGUGGCUAUGGUAUACCGAAUCUUUAACGACGCAAUAACAUCGGCUCUUCUGGAGUUUUGUCUUUUAAAGUAAAAAUACCUCGAGUAUGUGAGUCGUUAAAAUAUAGCGUUCCAGUAUUCUUCUCUGAACUAUCCCAAAUUCCAACUCUGAUAGAAGUAUGGAGUAUCUGUGAAAAAUGUCGCUCCGACACGGCUUACAAACCAUAAUUCGUGUGGUGCGUCGACGGGUGCAGCAACAAGCACAGCAGCACGCCCACGGACAUGCAGGCCGACAGAAGCCCGAUGUUGCGAUUCCAGAUCCCGCUCGACACUACAGUGCUAGACCCAAUGUUGUUGCAAGUCCAAAGAAGUCACAGAAUCUAGCAAACAGGGCUGCGCAAGUAUGGAGAUUGACACCGGCUUCGUUGCCUCGGAUUCCUCUUGCAAGUGGAAUUAGAAAUGUUCCAUUAUCAUCAAGACGUCCAGUGUUGCCAUUAUUGCUUGGGUUUGCAGGAAUUGGAUUUGUCAACCAAGACCAAGUCCAAAAUUCUCGACAUGGCGGAGCUGCAACUGCAAGGAAUGGCAUAGAUCUCGAUACAGCAAUAGAACUUGUGCAGUCCAUCUUCAAGAAUAACAGCAUUAAACCAGAAGAUGAUCACAUCCCAGACUACCCAUCCAAGCUGGCCGGUUAUACACUUUCAAAAACCAUCAUCGCCAAGGGAACAGAAGGGGUGGUCUUCGGUGCGAGGCAGCAAGUUACCCAUCCUCCACACGAGGAAGAUGAAGAGUUUGCUGACCCCUCUAAUGGAAACCACCCCGUGUCCAAUGAGUUAACAAAUGGAGGGGUUGGACAGCAGCAAAAUGAGGAGUUGCCUGUCUGUGAUGAUAAAGAGUGCAAUCUAGCAUUAAAGAUGAUGUUUAAUUACAACCUGGGAUCCACCCCUGCUGAUGUCUUGGCAGAUUUUGAAGCGGAACGGCUCCCUCUGGUGAUGGCGAAAGGGUCAUUCUCUCGGUCUAACAAAUUCAAAGGUGAUACCAGACCCAAGGAUAGCCUUCAUUCCAGUCACCCAAAUAUAGUUCUGAUGCACGAGGCAUUUGUGGAUGACGUGAGUGUUCCUUGUCUUAGCUCUGCCGUCUCUAUGUUUGACAUGGCUCUACCAGCGAGGCUCAAUCCGAUAGGGGCAGGGGCAGACAUCACCAUGUUCAUCGUCAUGAAAAGGUACAGGACUUCGUUGAGAGAUUACUUAGACGUGCAAUGUGGUCUUUCCGACCGAACUCUCAUGGUCAUCGUGGCACAGUUACUUGAAGCGGUCUGUUACCUUGGUAACCAGGGCGUUGUCCAUCGUGACCUCAAGAGCAACAACAUUCUCGUUGAUUACGAGGCAGUGUCUGGAGCAUCUCCUCAUGUUGUGGUAGCUGACUUUGGAUGCGCGCUUUCUCUGCGUGGGCGAAAUCUGAUGGAUUCCGUGAGUGUCGAUGACAGGAAUAGGCAAGGCAAUUCAGCACUUAUGGCACCAGAGGUUAAAAAAGGAUACCGUGACAGUUGCCUCUGUUACCAUGACUACCUUAAGGCAGACGUUUGGGCAGUUGGAGCUAUCAUCUAUGAAGUUUGCGGUCAGAAAAACCCAUUUUACUCUGAUCGAAUGAACAGCGAUGGCCAUGAAUAUGGCAAUCUUCCCCAACUGCAAAGUCAAGCUGUGGGACUUAAGAUAGUAACCGAACUUCUCCUAGAAAAAGAUCCAAAGCAACGACCAUCAGCUCAGGUAGCUGCAAACAUCCUGCAUCUGUUUCUGUGGCAACCAUCAGUAAGCAGUCUCGUUCGGCUUUGUCAAGGCCAGUCUUCUGUCAACGAUGAGCUGUCUGUCUGGAUUAUCAAGGUCUGUAUGCUGCAUCAGGUUCAAAAGGGGACAGCAUUGACACACCCUUUUAGGGGUCAUGGCCCCAGUGGUACGUGGGAAAGAGUCGAAGAGAAUCUUGUAGAGACGUUCUUGAAUCGUGUCGCUACAGAUAGUCUGAUCGAUGCAACACAAUGCCUUAUUGAAAGGGUUCGACCUCUCUUCACUGCCAGAACUACGGGAACAGCACAGCUGGCGGAUCUGAUGACAAGACAAUAUCAGUACACUUUGGACUUGAACCCCGUCGCUGUUUGAGUUUUCAGGUGUUUUACUUUUGAUGCCUCUCUUAGUGACAGUCCGAAUCUUGUGCAUCUAACAUUAUACAAAUCCAGCAAUAUAUUUUGCCAGUAAUGAUGAUAAUAAUAAUGUUAGAAACACGUAAUAAUUUCUACUUUUUUCAUUAUGCAUUUAACAAUGAAAUGUAUUGAAGAUAGCUUCCCACCAGGACAUAUGUUGGAAGACGAAUAUCAAUAUUUGUUGUAAAAUUUGACAAAUUGUAAUAUCACAGGACUUGAUUGAUCGUACGCUUGAUUUUCACGAUUGAUUGUACAUUGUAGUCAAUGGAAUCAAUUGUAGAAAAAUGUUCUACGAACACCAUGAAUAAUUUAACUGCACACUGUUGUGUGAGGACAUUGGUCUCGUUGAUAUGUAGAAUGAAACAGGUUAUCCAAAAUUUUUUUUAAAAUCGUAACCCUUUGAACCCAAAAAUCUGUAAUACCGGCUUCACCGUGUAUAUGCAUAUAUGCAUAUACCCGAAAAGCCGAAAUACCGGCUUCAAGUCGUGUGAUUUGAAAAGCAAGGGUUUUUAAAUAUCAGGUGACAUUAGAAAAUAAUGUCAACUAGAAUUUUAAUUUGUCAUGAGGACGAAUUAGGUGAUCUGUCUCUGAUUUCAUGAUCACGAAGACAAUCAGCAUGUUUAUUGACAUCAAUACGAUGAUCAUAUUGAAAACUAAACUUUUAUUACAAAAAGAACAUGAUGAAUACUCUUGAAAAGAGAGAAAUGAGAAACUUUGGAAAAUAGGUGUAAAUGAUACACAUGGUAUAUGUACAUGUUAUAUUAAAAGGAUUUUUAAAACUAUUUUAUUGUGCAAUGUUAUAUACCUUGUAAUGGUCAUGAAGGACCAUUUGUGAAAUGUUGAAAAGAAAAAAAAAAAAAAAAAUCUCAUGUUCACCCCUGGGUUCCAACCCUCGACCCUAAGAACGCAAGUCUGAUGCCUUAUCAACUGAGCUACACUAUUUCCCAUAGACUUUACACAUAAGCACUAUUUCCCAUAGACUUUACACAUAAGCAAAUUGAGAGGAUCUCAAUCCAAUUUUGCAAGUGAAAUACGGGCAUGAUCCCGGCAUCUGAUCGGAAAAUGGAGACCACAUUUGCGAUAGCUUACAAUCUCAGCUACAACAUACUCCAAACUCAGAGAAAACCGACAAAAAGAAAUGGAGAUAUGGCUCGUGAAAUAGAGGAAUGUAAAGUCCAGUUUUGAGAAAAAGUCAUUUCCCAUAGAGAUUGCACACAAAAUGAGCGAAAAUGACUAACCCCUAUAAAUCGACAUUUUCAGGGAUAAUCCGUUCCUUAAAAUGUAAAAAUGCCAACUCAUUAGAUAGAGUGAGUCCUCAGCUACAAUAUAUAAAAAACUGAGCGAAAAUUGACCCAUAUUUAUGGAGUUAGAGUCAAAUUUGCAUAAUUAUGAUGACGUCAUAAGUAGCAAAAUGGGAAUUUUGAGUUCCGACGCCAUUUUGAUGACGUCAUGAUAAAAUUUCGGGUCAAAUGUGACAUGAAAUCAUAUAUCCCAUCCAUACUCUAUUCGAAUAUGAAAAAAAAAUUGGGGGUCAAUUGUUUACCUGAAAUGCUAUAAUGAGUUUUGUAUAGGCAUGUUUUUGCACAUAUAUUGUCUAUGGUUAGUGCGUGCGCGCAUGCGUGCUGUAAACUUUGAUGGAGGCUAAUUCCGUUAUUACUUGUCGUAGAAGGUUGAUCAAGGUAUCAAAUUACUCAGAAUUAUAUUAUCAAUGCAUUGGUAUUUAAAAAAAUGCCGAUCCUAUGUUGUAUAGUGCCGUUAUGCGCGAGAACGCGCGUGUAACCGUGCGCGCGCAAAUUUUUGAAAUGCUUAAAAUGACCUGAUUCGUACUCUACUUUGGUCAAAAAGUGAUUUUGAGCAUUUUAAAAUUUUGACGCGCGCGUACGCGCACGUCGUGACCUUUACAUGACCUUUGAUGACAUGGACAGUUGACCCUUGACCUGAAGUUAAUGUGAUGUAAAUAUGGUUAAUUUUUGAUAAUUGAUAAUGAAGAUAUGAUUGAAACUGUGAUUUUACAAAAUGGCGUCUAGAUGACGUCAUGAUGACCUUUUGACCUUGAACUUGCUUUAUACACAUCACAUGAUAAGUCCUCAUAUCUGAUGAUAUUUUGAAGAUAAUUGACGAUGUAGAUUUGGAGAUUUUGUGCUAACAAGAAAAGGGCGGAAAAUAAAGAAAAAUAAUAAAUAAAUAAAAAAGAAAAUUCGUACGAAAUUAAGAGUUGAUCUGUCGAUUGACAGAUCACCUAAUUAUAGAUAUUUAGUCAAACACUUCAGUUUAUAAUUUUGUCGACGAUUGGCUUUCAUUUAACAUUAAAAAUGGCCAAAAUAUACCAUCCUAUCAAGAGGCUAAUGCGAUAAUACACAGCGAGGUGUAUACGGACCAUGCGUAAGCUAUUGUUGAAUUUUACUUCCAUCAAAGCAGUGAUUUUGAGAAAAAAUUGACAAUAUUGAUUGAAAAUUGAGAUUGUCAUUAGUACUGGAAUCUAAACAACAUCAGCCGGGCCAGGCCGGGUAACAGCGGAGUGAGGUGCAGCUGACAUGGCUGGGCUUGAAUCAUGAGAACAGGACUUAAUUAGGAAAUCAUUAUUUCAAACGUCAUUUGUUCUUUCAUUUAAGGCCAAAUAAUUCAAUGAUGAUGAUAUUAAACAAGAUUAGCACUUGUAAGGGGCUUUCACAAUUGCUUGUGUGAUCGUUUGCGAUCAUUUGGUCACAAUAUAUGUUGCACAGAACCGCAACGGUCGUAAGCAGUCAUACCACAAAUUGUGAAAGGGGCUUUAGGAAGCACUGCCAAACACUUGAUGUACUAGUAUAUAGGUGUAUGAUGGGGUGUCCAAACUUCGCGGACUUUUAAAAAAUAUUCAUCAGGCUUAAAUUUGUUCACAAAAUAUUCAUAAUUUAUACAAAACCAAUUCAAGAAAUAUUUACCACAUUGACGGCAUGCAAGAUCCUAAACUAUAAAAUCAUGGACGAAAAUGUAAAGUAGGUCAAGGGGUUUCGCCGGUAUCGCUAUCUCAAAAUUCUAUUCCGAUCGGCGAAUGCGCGCUGUGCUGGAAAACCGUUCUGAAAAGUGUGACCUAACUUCGCGGACCAAAGUUUUUGUGGAGAUUUAAACAAAAACUCAAGCUCAAAAAGUGAAAUAUUUAUACCAGAUUGACAGCAAAAUGCUAUAGAAUCAGUUAGUACCACAUUUAACUCACAUUUUUGAUGAUUUCUGCUUGCAAAAUGGUGAUAUCGUGAUGCUUGUUGAGAAUAUCAGAUUUCUUCAAAACGGGCGCCAACGGUGACAAAUUUGCCGAUCUUUUGUCAAUAUUUUCAUGAUUACUGAACUCAUCCUAAAGAAACUUACACCAAAGGGUAAUUUUAGGUCGCUUUUCACGUUGAUGAUGUCAGAUUUUAAGGAUAUCGGCUAGUUUUUGAGAUAAUGACCGUCCACGAAGUAUGGACACGCGCGAAGUAUGGACUCACUGCCAUACAGUGUGUAGUCCUGUUCAGUUUGUUUGCCAACAUUUAUUUACAUUGAUUUCAAUUAUCAAAAAAGAAAAAGGGUGAAGCAAUCAUGGUACCAAGCAGGGCAUAGCAUUUGAAAUGAAAACCUGUCCCAUGGGAUUUUAAAUAGUUUAAAAUGAAGCGAAAGCAGUAAAUUCCAUUUUUCAUCUGUAUUUCAUCCAAUGGGACAUUUCAAAAAGACGCAUGUGUGACACACUUAAUUUCAGUUGCAUGCUGUAUAUAAUGCAUCAUCACAUUGGUCAGAUAAUGUGGCUGAGUGAGAUACACACUAGGGCCGUCUGCACCAGCCCGAGUUUUCAAAUUAGCGUGCUAUUUCUGAUCCCGAAAAUUAUCCCGAUCUGAACAACCUCGGGAUUAUUUGUAAUGGAAAUGCAAUUAUCGCGCUCGUUCGUAGGAUUAAUCUCAAGAUCGCAAUCCCAAGUCAACUUGGGAUUAUUUGCAAAAUAGCGCGCUAUUUUACGAAUUAUCCCGCUAAUUCGCAGGUGCGGACGCAUUCAGGAUUAUUUAUCAACGGCGUCAGAUCAUAAUGCAUCGGUGUCUCGCUCGAACAGGAAUUGCUUUUUUUGCAAUGGUGGAGACGGGGUUUCGUUAAUCGCGAAGAGGGCCGAUCGGGCUAAAAUCUCGGGCUGGUGCAACACUAGUCUGUUGGGCAAACCCUUCGCUCGAAUUAAGGGUCUGAAUGUGCAGCCUACUCAUGCCUUGUGUACUAACAGCAAGUUUUGUAUGUGCUAGUCUUUAUGUGGAGGCACACUUGUUGAUCAAAGUUCCAAUCAGGGUCUGUGCCUGCAGACUAGUGCAACACCGCCUUAUGACGCACACCAUGUUCAUAUUAUCCCCUGCUUAGUUGGGACAUCCCCAGGGUGUGUGUGUGAGGCUGUGUGAUUGGUCCAGUCAUUUCAGAUUUUUAUGUUCAUUUCCUGUAGCUUCUUUGUGAUUGAGCCAAUCACCUGAACAUGCCUGUGAAGGACAUGUGUAAUAAACUGGGAAGUUUGUUUAAACCCA